Molecule: messenger RNA, 6635 nt
Organism: Scheffersomyces stipitis CBS 6054
Lineage: Eukaryota; Fungi; Ascomycota; Pichiomycetes; Serinales; Debaryomycetaceae
Gene: GLT1
Product: glutamate synthase (NADH)
Exons: 2
Coding region: 255-6635 (2126 amino acids)
Molecular function (GO): iron-sulfur cluster binding; flavin adenine dinucleotide binding; iron ion binding
Source: RefSeq, a predicted model, not a curated record
ACCGAAACUAUCUUUGUUUUAAGUGUAAUCGUGCUCCCGUCUGUGUAAAGCUAGCACUUCCAUCCCAGACCUCUUUUUUCGCUAGUCUGAAUUGUCCCCAUAGAGUAUACCGUCCAUAUAUCUCUAUUCACUAUUCAAGAUUGCCUGGAGCCGUUGAUUAAUAUUAUCGUUAGACAUUAGAGCGUCCAUUGACCACUACUACCACAUACUACAUUCCCUUUAAAACAUAUCCAAAAGCAAAAGAUUUAGAUUCAAUGAGUUCCUACUUGCCUCAAGAGGAAUUCCAAACCAAUAUCUACCAAUACGAUGAAACUCCUGAGAAUACAUCAUGGGCUUCUGCAUUACCAGUAGCCAAGGGAUUGUACAACCCAGAAUACGAAAAAGAUGCCUGUGGUGUCGGUUUCACUUGUCAUUUGAAGGGUGAAGCCUCCCAUAAAAUCAUCUCCGACUGCAGAAACUUGUUGUGCAACAUGACCCACAGAGGUGGUGAGUUGAACCCAAAAGAUGGUGAUGGUGCUGGUUUAUUGUCUUCCAUUCCUCACAAGUUCUUGAAGCGUGAAUUCAAAUACCACUGCAACAUUGACUUGCCUCCUUUGGGCCAAUAUGGUACCGGUAACAUCUUCUUCAAGAAGGAUGAUGCCGUCUUUGAGAAGUCCAAGUCCACUUUCGAGAGCAUUGCGGACUCCCUUGGCUUGAAGGUCUUGGGCUGGAGAAAAGUCCCCCACGACUCGUCCAUCUUGGGUCCUGCUUCUUUGUCCAGAGAACCAUACAUCUUGCAGCCAACCGUUGUUUUGUCUGAAUUGGCUGGUCAAAACGACAUUGCAGAUGAUGUGUUUGUUUCCAAGUACCAAAAGGAUUUUGAAAAGAAGUUGUACAUCUUAAGAAAGCAGUCGUCUCACUCCAUUGGCUUGCACAACUGGUUCUACAUUUGUUCCCUUUCCAACAAGACCAUUGUAUACAAAGGUCAAUUGGCUCCCAACCAAGUCUACGCUUACUACCACGAUUUGGUCAACGCCGACUAUGAAUGUCACUUUGCCCUUGUCCACUCCCGUUUCUCCACCAAUACUUUCCCAUCGUGGGACAGAGCUCAACCUUUGAGAUUGGCUGCUCAUAAUGGUGAAAUCAAUACCUUGAGAGGUAACAAGAACUGGAUGAGAGCAAAGGAAGGUGUCAUGAGCUCGAAGUUGUUUGGUGAGGAAAUUGACAAGUUGUUCCCUAUCAUCGAAGAAGGAGGUUCUGACUCCGCUGCUUUUGACAACGUCUUGGAAUUGCUUACCGUCAACGGAGUGUUGUCGUUGCCAGAAGCCGUUAUGUUGAUGAUUCCAGAAGCUUGGCAAAACGAUACUCACAUCGAUCCCAAGAAGAAGGCUUUCUACGAAUGGGCCGCUUGUUUAAUGGAACCAUGGGACGGACCAGCUUUGUUCACAUUUGCUGACGACAGAUACUGUGGUGCCAACUUGGAUCGUAAUGGUUUGAGACCAUGUCGUUACUACGUCACCGACGAUGACCGUAUCAUUUGUGCAUCUGAAGUUGGUGUAAUUGAAAUUGAACCCGAAAAGAUUUUGCAGAAGGGCAGAUUGCAACCGGGUAGAAUGUUGUUGGUUGACACCAAAGAAGGAAGAAUCGUGGACGACCGUGAGUUGAAGAAUAACGUCGCUUCCAGAUUUGACUUCAAGUCAUGGGUUCUUGGUAACAUGAUCUCGUUGGGCGACUUGAUUGAAAAGUUACAGGCCAGAGAAAUCGACUUGUCGGACAAAGUCAGCGACACUUCCUACAGCGUCCAAUCAGACCCUCGUCUUGUUGCCUUUGGUUACUCUCACGAACAGGCUUCGUUAGUGUUGGCGCCAAUGGCUGAAGGAAAUGAAGCUCUUGGUUCCAUGGGUAACGACAAUGCCUUAGCUUGUAUCUCUGAGCAACCAAAAUUGUUAUACGAAUACUUCCGUCAAUUGUUCGCCCAAGUCACCAACCCACCUAUUGAUCCCAUUAGAGAAGAAAUUGUCAUGUCCUUGGAAUGUUACGUUGGUCCUCAAGGUAACUUGUUAGAAAUGAAGCCAGACCAAUGUAAUCGUUUGUUGUUGAAGUCGCCUGUUUUGUCGAACUCAGAACUUAACGCUAUCAGAAAUAUUGAAACGGUUUACCCUAAAUGGUCGGUUACCCAGAUUGACAUAACUUUUGACAAGCCUGAAGGUAUUCAAGGUUACGUCAACACCAUUGACAGAAUCUGCCAACAGGCUUCGAAGGCUAUCGCUGACAACAAGAAGAUUAUUAUCUUGAGUGACAAGGCUACUUCUGCAACCAGAGUCCCUAUCUCUGCUUUGAUUGCCACUGGUGCUGUGCACCACCACUUGGUUAGACAAAAGCAGCGUUCCAAGGUGGCUCUUAUUAUUGAAACCGCUGAAGCUAGAGAGGUGCACCAUGCUUGUUGUUUGGUUGGAUACGGUAUCGAUGGUAUCAACCCUUACUUGGCCAUCGAGACUCUUAUCAGAAUGAGGGAAGAAAAUUUGUUGAAGAACGAAGCACUCACUCCUGAAAAGAUAAUCCACAACUAUAAGGAUGCUAUCGACCACGGUAUCUUGAAGGUUAUGUCUAAGAUGGGUAUCUCUACCUUGGCCUCCUACAAGGGUGCACAAAUUUUCGAAGCUCUUGGUAUCGACAACUCUGUCAUUGACAGAUGUUUCGCUGGUACUGCUUCCAGAAUUAAGGGUGUCACUUUCGAGUACAUCGCUCAAGACGCCUUCUCAAUGCACGAAAGAGGUUUCCCAAGCAGAGACACCAUCAAGCCUGUUGGUCUUCCAGAAACUGGCGAAUACCAUUGGAGAGAUGGCGGUGAUGCACACGUCAACGAACCAGCUGCUAUUGCUUCUCUUCAAGACGCUGUCAAGAACAAGAAUGAAAGAGCCUACGAAGCCUACUGUAAGAAGGAGCACGAAGCUAUUAGAAACUGUACCUUAAGAGGAUUGCUUGACUUUGAUGUUGAUGCCAGCACUUCCGUUCCAAUUGAUCAGGUCGAACCAUGGACUGAAAUUGUCCGUCGUUUCUUCACAGGUGCCAUGUCUUACGGUUCCAUUUCCAUGGAAGCUCACUCAACUUUGGCUGUUGCCAUGAACAGAUUGGGUGGUAAGUCGAACACUGGUGAAGGUGGAGAAGACUCUGCCAGAUCUAUUGUUAGCGAAAAUGGUGACACGAUGCGUUCUGCUAUCAAGCAAAUUGCUUCAGGCCGUUUUGGAGUUACUUCCUAUUAUUUGGCUGAUGCCGACGAGUUGCAAAUCAAAAUGGCUCAAGGUGCUAAACCCGGUGAAGGUGGGGAAUUACCUGGCCACAAGGUCAGUGCCCAGAUUGGUAAGACUAGACACUCUACUCCUGGUGUUGGUUUGAUAUCUCCACCCCCCCAUCACGAUAUCUACUCUAUUGAGGAUUUAAAGCAAUUGUUGUACGAUUUGAAGUGUGCCAACCCAAGAGCUCGUACUUCUGUGAAGUUGGUUUCUGAAGUCGGUGUUGGUAUUGUUGCUGCUGGUGUAGCAAAGGCCGGUUCCGAAAACAUCUUGGUUUCUGGUGGUGAUGGUGGUACGGGUGCUGCCAAGCUUACUUCUAUCAAGUACGCUGGACUUCCAUGGGAACUUGGUUUGGCUGAAUCGCACCAGACUUUGGUCUUGAACGACUUGAGAGGCAGAGUUAUCUUGCAAACUGACGGUCAAAUUAAGACUGGUCGUGAUAUUGCCAUUGCCUGUUUGCUUGGUGCCGAAGAGUGGGGGUUUGCAACAACUCCUUUGAUCGCCAUGGGCUGUAUCAUGAUGAGGAAAUGCCAGACCAAUGCCUGCCCUGUUGGCAUUGCUACUCAAGACCCAGAGCUUCGUAAAAAGUUUGAAGGUACUCCUGAGCACGUCAUCAACUUCUUCUACUACUUGGCCAACGACUUGAGAAACAUCAUGGCAAAAUUGGGUUACAGAACCAUCAACGAGAUGGUGGGUAGAACCGAGAGAUUGAAGGUAAGAGAAGACUUCAGAAACACAAAGAACGCCAAUAUCGACUUGUCGCCAAUCUUGACACCAGCCCAUACCAUUAGACCUGGUGUUGCUACCUACUGUGUCAGAAAACAAGAUCACAGAUUGCACGUCAGAAUUGACAACAAGUUGAUCGACGAAUCUGAGUUGACUUUAGCCAAGGGUUUACCAGUCACCAUUGACUGUGAUGUCGUCAACACUGACAGAACCUUGGGUACCACUUUGUCUUACCGUGUUUCCAAGACUUUUGGUGAAAACGGUUUGCCUCAUGAUACUAUUCAUGUCAAUGCUAAGGGUUCUGCCGGUCAAUCAUUCGGUGCCUUCUUGGCUGCUGGUAUCACUUUGGAGUUAGAAGGUGACGCCAACGAUUACAUUGGUAAGGGUUUGUCUGGUGGUAGAAUCAUUGUCUACCCUCCAAAGGAAUCCAAGUUCAAAGCGGAAGACCAGAUUAUUGCAGGUAACACCGCCUUCUUUGGUGCCACUUCCGGUUCUGCGUUCAUCAGAGGUGUAGCUGCUGAAAGAUUUGCUGUUAGAAACUCUGGUGCUACCAUUGUGACUGAAGGCACUGGUGACCAUGGUUGUGAGUACAUGUCCGGUGGUAGAGUUGUCGUUUUGGGUGGUACUGGAAGAAACUUUGCUGCAGGUAUGUGCGGUGGUAUUGCUUAUGUUUUAGACAUGGCUCAAGACUUCAAUAAGAGAGUUAACACUCAUACCGUGGAAUUAUCUCAAGUCACUGAACCAUCUGAAAUUGCUUUCUUAAGAGGUUUGAUCGAAGACCACCGUCACUACACCAAUUCAGAGGUAGCUGAUCGUAUCUUGAACGACUUCAACAGAAUCUUGCCACGUUUUGUUAAGGUUUUGCCUUUCGACUACAAGAAGGUUCUUGAGAAGGAAAAGCAAAAGGCCGAGGAAGCUAAGAAGAACGAGUUAAAUACAUUCUUUAAGCUGAUCAAGGAAGACCCAGAAGCCGAUGUCACGAACGGUGAGGCUGCCAAGAUCAAGAAGGGGCAUGUUCAUAUCACCUCCAAGGCUAAAGAUGGCCACAAGGAACCAAAGGUGUUGGAUGUUGAAGACACUAUCUUGGACACCGAAGUUGAAAAGAAGGCUCCAGUUAAGUUGGACAAGCUUAAAGGCUUCAUGAAGUACAAGCGUCGUAACGAAAAGUAUAGAGACGCGAAGGCCAGAGCCAAGGACUGGAACGAAAUGACUUCCAGAUUGUCCAAGGAUGAGUUAAAACAUGAGACAGCUAGAUGUAUGGACUGUGGUGUUCCCUUCUGUACUUCGGACACUGGAUGUCCUAUUUCCAAUGUCAUCCCGAAGUGGAAUGAGUUGGUCUUUCAGGACAGAUGGUACGAUGCUUUGCAGAGAUUGUUGAUGACCAACAAUUUCCCUGAAUUCACUGGUAGAAUUUGUCCUGCUCCUUGUAACGGUGCUUGUGUUUUAGGUAUCAUCGAAGACCCAGUCAACAUUAAGUCUGUUGAGUGUGCCAUUAUCGAUCACGGUUUCGAACAGGGCUGGAUCAAGCCUCAACCACCUACUCACAGGACAGGCAAGACGGUAGCUGUCAUUGGUUCUGGUCCCUCUGGUUUGGCUGCUGCAGACCAAUUGAACAAGGCUGGCCACAAGGUCACUGUCUACGAAAGAAGUGACAGACCGGGCGGUUUGUUGAUGUACGGUAUUCCUAAUAUGAAGUUAGACAAAAAGAUUGUUAAGAGAAGGACAGACUUACUCGCUGCUGAAGGUAUUGAGUUUGUUUGCAACACCACCGUUGGUGAAGACAUCACUGUCGAAGAGUUGAAAGCCUCUAAUGACGCUGUUGUUUUCGCUGUGGGCUCCACAAUUCCAAGAGACUUGAAGAUUCCAGGUCGUGAAUUGAACAAUAUCAAUUUUGCCAUGCAAUUGUUGCACUCUAACACAAAGGCUUUAUUGGACGAUCAGUUGGAAGACAUCAGAAAGAACUUGGAAGGUAAGCAUGUUGUUGUCAUUGGUGGUGGUGAUACUGGUAACGAUUGUUUGGGUACUUCCACCAGACACGGUGCCAAGUCUGUGACCAACUUUGAAUUGUUGCCACACCCACCUGCCACCAGACCAAAGGACAAUCCUUGGCCACAAUGGCCAAGAAUCUUCAGAGUCGACUACGGUCACACUGAAGUUGCCGCUCACUACGGCAAGGACCCAAGAGAAUAUUCGAUCUUGUCAAAGGAAUUCGUUGACGAUGGCGAAGGUAAUGUCAAGGGUAUCAAGACCGUGAGAGUUGAAUGGAAGAGAACCGACUCUGGAGCUUGGCAGAUGGCAGAAGUUCCAGGCAGUGAAGAGUUCUUCCCUGCUGAUGUUGUUCUCUUGUCGAUGGGUUUUGUUGGUCCAGAUGCAGACAACUUGGAAGUUUCCAAGACCAAGAGAGGAACGAUCACCACUGUUGACCCUAACGUGUACAGAGUCAGCGAGGACGACAACCUCUUUGCCGCCGGUGACUGUAGAAGAGGUCAAUCUUUGGUUGUCUGGGGUAUUCAAGAAGGUAGACAAUGUGCUAGAGAAGUCGACAACUUCUUAAUGGGCGCCACCAGAUUGCCAGGUAACGGUUCAAUUGAGCAGAGAAACUACAAAUUGUUAGAGGAGUUAGCUGAAAAGGUUUAA